Nannizzia gypsea CBS 118893 is the source of this 486-nucleotide messenger RNA. RefSeq lists its product as hypothetical. Bases 1 to 486 code for a protein of 161 amino acids. The record is from RefSeq and is a predicted model, not a curated record. The transcript has 3 exons. NCBI's taxonomy places the organism in Eukaryota, Fungi, Ascomycota, Eurotiomycetes, Onygenales, Arthrodermataceae.
AUGGCUGUGAUGCUGUUGUUGUUGUUGUUGGUCGGGGGAGAGGGACAUGUCGCGGAGGAAGAGGAGGAGGAAGCGAGAGGGACGAGCGAGCGACGAGAGAGAAGAAGAGGACUGGACGGAGCAAGAGAAGACGAGCAGGAGAAGAAGAAGAGGAAGACGAAGACGAGAAGAAGAAGAGAACGAACGCUUGCGAAGGGCUUAGGGGGUGAAGCAGGCCAGCCCAGCGCGGCGGGAGCGGAAGAAGACGAGCAGCAGCAGCAGCAGACGAUGAAGCCCCUGAAAGCGCGUAUCCAUGAGAAGCGUAGACGUUGUAGACGUUUGGCUACGAUGAGGCUUGGGCCGUUGGACAUGCUCAUCCUGACCGUCGGAUCGAAGCCUCUCAGCGGCCUCCACGACUGCGCGCAGGAGCAGGGAAGACAGCAAGAACAGAGCAGCGAGUCGGGAGUCUUCUCUCUCACGGCCUCUCUUAUACGCAAGCAUAUGUAG